Porites lobata is the source of this 618-nucleotide messenger RNA. The record is from the annotation of a GenBank genome assembly. NCBI's taxonomy places the organism in Eukaryota, Metazoa, Cnidaria, Anthozoa, Scleractinia, Poritidae.
AUGCCAAAUGACCGUGUUGAUGCAGAAAUCACACUAUCUGUGGACAUCGGCAACACUAUUGAAACCAGAGUAAAGGGUAAGGAUGGAGAGAAAAAAAUAACAAAACAUAUGAUCACUCAACCAAAGUCAUAUGGCCCUUUUAAAAUAUCUGUACCGAAAUUAGAUGUUAUGGUAUAUACAUUGUUGAAGAAUAAUUUUACUUUGCUUUUUGCUCAAACAAUAACGGCCAUAGGCUGUAGGAUAAUCACCCACGAUAAGCAAUUCUUCAAAGAUCACAAGGUGGGCGCCUUGAAACUGGAAUCAUUCUUUCUGUCAAAACAGAGGCAGAUCGAAACACAUGGCGAAAAUACUUGUGUAUUAGACUAUGUUCGGGAUCAAUGUCGUGGUAAAAGAGGGUUCAAAACAUACAAUUGUGACAUAUUGAAAGAAGAGAUGAUAGAGUAUGCAUCUGAUUUUCCUUUGACUUCUACUCAAGAACUCAUUAAUUGGGCUAAAACCAGUCACAGUAGUAAUGUUUCCAUUCAUGCAUAUGAUGCUACGUGCCGUAAACUUACUAUUUGCUGCUGUAUGUCUGGUCUAUUUUGUAAAAGACCACCAUUGUUACCCAGUCACAGAUGA